This is a messenger RNA of Octopus sinensis (East Asian common octopus), 692 nucleotides long. RefSeq names its product LIM/homeobox protein Lhx1. Bases 87 to 677 code for a protein of 196 amino acids. Gene Ontology annotation, cellular component: nucleus. Lineage: Eukaryota; Metazoa; Mollusca; Cephalopoda; Octopoda; Octopodidae. Gene Ontology annotation, molecular function: RNA polymerase II transcription regulatory region sequence-specific DNA binding; DNA-binding transcription factor activity, RNA polymerase II-specific. The transcript has a single exon. The record is from RefSeq and is a predicted model, not a curated record. Gene Ontology annotation, biological process: regulation of transcription by RNA polymerase II; neuron differentiation.
UCUCGCUAGGUUCAGACAUUGAUGAUGACGUCGAUCUGGAUAGCAGUUUAGACAACACAGGCAACGUAUCAGACAGAGAUUUCAGCAUGGAUGGAGACAACAGUCGGGAUAGUAAAGAAAAUGUCGGUCCGCCUUGCCUAGGUAAUAACAGUAUUAUGAACAAUACCUGCAACACUAACAGCAAUUCGUCGAUGGCGCCCAAUUCCGUUUCGUCCAACAUUGGCAGCCCAGACGAUGUGAAAGACGAUACAAUUAUUAACUUUUCAAACAGUGUUGAUAGUCUUUCAAAUUCGGGGACAUUACCCAUAAACAAAAAUAACAACAGCAAUGCUAAUGGGACCACGAACAUUAUUACUAAUAACAUCACGAACAAAAACAAUAACACAGUCAAGGACAACAGCAAAGACUCUACGAACAUUUCAGCAGAUCACUCCGAAAGCAACAUGGGUGCUAAACGACGGGGACCACGUACGACCAUCAAAGCGAAACAAUUAGAAACACUAAAAGCGGCUUUCGCUGCCACCCCUAAGCCAACACGGCAUAUAAGGGAACAACUGGCACAAGAAACGGGGUUGAACAUGCGUGUUAUUCAGGUGAGGAACCUUUUUAUAUUAAACAUGUAUUGGCAAUAUUUCUGUAUUUUAGGUUCGACCAAGAAACAAAGUUUGCUUCUGUAAGUGUGAACAAAACAU